AUGACUACAUUUUCAAAUUUAAUUAUUAAAGAGAUUAUAUUAGAUUGUGUAGGUGGUGAUAGAUACUUGUUAUCAUUCCCAUUUCCUUUUGUUUGCAAGACAUGGAAUCAAAUCAUUCAAAAUGAUGACUUUUGGAGAAAACUAUGUUUUGAAAGAUGGUCAAGUUUAUCUAUCCUACCAGAAGAUUAUCAAAUUGAAACUUAUGGUGGUAAUUCUAACAAGUAUAAAAGUUGGUUCGGCUCUGAAUAUGAUGCCUAUUAUGGAUCAAGUUUCCACUUUUUAGGAAUUGAUGUCAAUUGUUGGAAAGAUCUUUUCAAAUUCAGAUAUAAUAGAUCUGCUCAUCUCAGAUUCAUAAAGAAUGGGUAUAUUCCCUUUUAUCUCAAAAAUGAUCAGGGACUUGAAGAAAUGUUACAUUCAAUAGGAAUUGUAAAGCAAAUGGCACCUCUUGAUGAGAGUAUUUUGGAUGAUUAUAGAAAUAGACAAGAAACAAUGAAUUUGUUUCUUUUAGAAUCUGUUUGUUACGAAUCAAUUAGGGAAAUUGAUCGACAAAUGAAACAUACACAUGAAUAUUUCUUGGAUUGUAAUGGAAGUUUUAUGGAUUUUUCUGGAAAGUGUGUAAAAUUUAGCUAUCAGUUUGAGGACUAUAAUCAAGACUCUGACAAAACAUCUGGACACAUUAAAGUUGGAUCAUGUAUUUACGAUUCCGACAAGAAUCAUAGUAUUCCUGAUUUUUGGGAGUCUGUUCAAAAAGAAAUUGGUUUCGAGUCCACCAUGGAAGACCUCCAAAGUUUAUUCGCUAAAAUCAUGGUACCAAGAACAAAAGAACUUGAAGCUCAUGGAUUUGAUGUAUUUGUUAGUUGUUAUUUACAAGAUUGUUUUUAA
This is a messenger RNA of Cavenderia fasciculata, 882 nucleotides long. RefSeq lists its product as uncharacterized. The record is from RefSeq and is a predicted model, not a curated record. The transcript has a single exon. Gene Ontology annotation, molecular function: protein binding. NCBI's taxonomy places the organism in Eukaryota, Evosea, Eumycetozoa, Acytosteliales, Cavenderiaceae. Bases 1 to 882 code for a protein of 293 amino acids.